GCUCAGUCAAGCAGUACCAAGCCCCACACACAAGCAACAAUGGCAUUCAAGUUCAUCGCUCUCGCCGCCCUCGUGGCCUGCGCCAACGCCGGCGCCAUCCUCCCCGCCGCCUACUCGGCACCUCUGGCCUACGCCGCAGCUCCAGUAGCCUACAAGUCCUACGCGGCUCCUCUGGCCUACGCCGCCCCCAUCGCCAAGGCUGUGGUGACCAAGACCGUCGACGCCGAGUACGACCCCCAUCCCCAGUACCAGUACUCCUACGACGUGCACGACUCGCUGACCGGUGACAUCAAGAGCCAGCACGAGCAGCGCGACGGUGACGUCGUCCAGGGCAGCUACUCCCUCGUCGAGUCCGACGGAACCCGCCGCACCGUAGACUACACCGCCGACGCCCACAACGGAUUCAACGCCGUCGUCCGCAAGGAGCCACUCGCCCACCAGGUGGUCAAGACCGUCGCCGCCGCCCCCGCCGUAGCCUACAAGACCUAUGCUGCCCCAGCCGUCGCCACCUACGCUGCUGCCCCCGCCGUAGCCUACAAGUCGUACGCCGCCGCCCCCGCCGUAGCCUACAAGACCUACGCCGCCCCCGCCUACGCCACCUACGCCGCCGCUCCCGCCGUAGCCUACAAGUCCUACGGUGCCCCAGCCCUGGCCUACUCCAGCGGAUACUACCACUAAGUGGUUGGUCGAUGCUGGAGAGCUCCAGGAGGUGUAGUCUAGUUCUGUUUUCUCUAAUUUGUCCCAAUCUGCGAUGUAUAAACUUGCCUUGCCAUUGCCGGCGUGAUCGUGCUCUCUGGAGAUUGCCCGAGACCGGUAAUGACCAGAGAGCGGGCGCGCCUGGCCUUUUAUUUAUUUAAUGUUGUACAUGUACUGUAUGUGUAAUAGCACCGAACGAACUGAUUAUAUGCGUAAUAAAAUCUAGCACAAUUAAUAUCAUUUA
Messenger RNA from Nasonia vitripennis (jewel wasp), 940 nucleotides. It is a transcript of the gene CPR59, whose product is annotated as cuticular protein RR-2 family member 59. NCBI's taxonomy places the organism in Eukaryota, Metazoa, Arthropoda, Insecta, Hymenoptera, Pteromalidae. The record is from RefSeq and is marked validated. Gene Ontology annotation, cellular component: extracellular matrix.